This is a messenger RNA of Pseudoliparis swirei, 1097 nucleotides long. It is a transcript of the gene apoda.1, whose product is annotated as apolipoprotein Da, duplicate 1. NCBI's taxonomy places the organism in Eukaryota, Metazoa, Chordata, Actinopteri, Perciformes, Liparidae. Gene Ontology annotation, molecular function: lipid binding. Gene Ontology annotation, biological process: lipid transport; brain development; tissue regeneration. The record is from RefSeq and is a predicted model, not a curated record. The transcript has 5 exons. Bases 91 to 651 code for a protein of 186 amino acids.
CUCACAGAGCAACGUCUCUCCUUCAAAUAACAGAAAAGGUCGGAGGGAGAGAACAUCCAUCUGAACCAACGGGACACGGAGGUAAUAACUAUGAAGUUAUUUUUGGUUGUGGUGUUGGCCUUCAUCCUCCCGCUCAUCAGGGCUCAGGUUCCCCAUUGGGGUCCAUGUCCAGAGCCAGCGGUUCAACAGGCCUUCAACCUAAAACAGUUCAUGGGAAGAUGGUUUGAAAUUUCCAAACUGCCGGCCCAGUUUGAGAAGGGCCAGUGCAUUGAAACCAAUUUCACUUUGAAGAUGGACAACUCCAUUCGAGUGGUCAGCUAUGAAAUACUAAAAGCAGAGCUGAGGAAAAUCGAAGGGACUGGAGUCAUCGAGGAUAUGAAGAAUCCAGCUAAACUGGGAAUAAGUUAUUCCUACGUCCUGCCCUACUCCCCUUACUGGAUCCUGUCUACCGACUACGUGAACUCGGCCCUCGUGUAUUCCUGCACUGACAUCCUGAGGCUUUUCCAUGUGGACUUCGCCUGGAUCCUCGGCCGAACACGAACCCUGCCGGACGCCACCCUUGAGAAAGCCAUGGAGAUCUUCGCGGAGAACAACAUCGACGUGAGCAGGAUGAUUCCCAGCAGUCAGAAGGACUGCAACAAAACUGUCUGAGCAGCGAUGGAAAUGCAGCACGAGAUGGUGCUGUUGUUGACAGGAGAGAAAAUGAUGUAUGAUCUGUUCAAUACAAACCUUAGGCUAAUAUGAAGAUGAUUGUGACUGAUCUCAGUUUCUCAGUUUGUUUAUGUGUGGAACACAACUUUCUUGCCUUUGAGACAAAUAUGUACAGGACAAAAUAACUGCAUGCCUAUAUACUGUACAUUAUAGUUGUUGUUGUUGUGUUUAACAGCGCCAGUGAAAUAGUCAUACUCACCUUCUUACUCAAUGCAUCAUUCCUGGUUGUAUUAUUAUAAACUGAAAAAAAACGUUUAAGCUGCAAUCUUUGUCAUAAGGAAACCUGUUUGUAAAUCAUAUUGUAUCAAAUACUAUUGAGUUAAUCUGAUGUGUUAAACCAAAAACCUACAGCAUCUAAUUAGAGUCAAUAAAAGUCAGUAACAUAA